Helicoverpa armigera (cotton bollworm) is the source of this 780-nucleotide messenger RNA. Its product is annotated as serine/threonine-protein phosphatase 6 regulatory ankyrin repeat subunit C-like. Gene Ontology annotation, cellular component: nucleus. Lineage: Eukaryota; Metazoa; Arthropoda; Insecta; Lepidoptera; Noctuidae. Gene Ontology annotation, biological process: positive regulation of transcription by RNA polymerase II. Gene Ontology annotation, molecular function: protein binding; transcription cis-regulatory region binding. The record is from RefSeq and is a predicted model, not a curated record. The coding region runs from base 286 to 714 and encodes 142 amino acids. The transcript is spliced from 3 exons.
UCAACUGGCUGUCAGCUGUCACCGACUCAGGUCAGCUGUCAUCAAACAAAUCAAUAAACUAAAUCGCGAUUUAAUUUGCAAUUUAACACUAAUUAACGUUUCCCAUCCGCAAUGCCGAAACAGAAAAACUAUUGGUGCACGUAACUGUGUAUUUUAAAUGCAGUGUUAGUGAACAUUUUCAUGUGUAAACCCGUAAUUCCUUUUGAGGCCUCCCGUAACGCUUCAGUGGUUGUUUAGGCCGGAAAUGUCGGUUUUACUUGUGUAUUUCUUGUUACAAACUGUAUAAUGGACUUGUCCCCGGAUGAGGACAACUUCCAAGGCCGCCUCCUGCAUCAGGCAGCCUUAUGGGAUAACCUAGAGCUACUCCAAGAGCUGCUCUCAAGCGGUGCUGAUGUCAACGCUCGGGAUUGCAGCAGCCGCAGUGCACUGCAUGCAGCUGCACUGGCUGAGCGCUCUCGGUGUCUGUCUGCGCUCUGCUCUGCCGGGGCUGAGAUUGAUGCUAAGUCUGAUGAAGCUACUGGGGGCAAGACAGCCCUCCACAUAGCAGCAGAACGCGGCCACUUCGAGAAUGUCAAGACUUUACUCAGCGCAGGCGCAUCGCUCAGCAUACUGGACGCUCACGGCAACACCGCGCUCGCACUCGCCGAGCGCAACAGCUGGCGACACGCCGCGCAUGCGCUGAGAGAGGCUCGAGGUGAGCUGUCCGCGGUGUAACUGUAGGAGUGCAGGAGUUCAGCAUACUGGACGCUCACGGCAACACCGCGCUCGCACUCGCCGAGC